ACAUAAGACCACAGUAAAUAUUGGUUCAGAAAUUACACGGUGGGAAGCUCUAAAAGCACAGAAGGGAAUGAGAAGUGAUGUGGAACUGGCAACUUUUCUUCUCAACAAAAUUCAACAUGAGCAAUCAGACUUCCAGAAUUAUCGCUUCAACAUAGAAAAUCUUGUCUGGAUCUUCAAGGAUCUUGAGGACAAAAUUAUUAUAUUUCUGAAGAAUGAACUGACAAGGUUGAAGAAAAUAUUAAAAAAAGAGAACACACAAUACUUUGUGCAGGAUUUUAUAAAGGACACAUGUGAAAUCAAAGAAGCAGCUUUUGAUAUCGUACUUUAUUUUCUAAAAAGAAUGAAGCAAGAUGAGAUUGCAGACACUUUAAAAGAGCUGAUCUUCAUUCAUCAACAACAACUUAAAUCGAACCUGAAGCAAAAGUAUCAAUGUGUGUUUGAAGGAAUUGCAAAGCAAGGUGAUUGUACACUUCUGAAUAAAAUCUACACUGAUCUUUAUAUUACUCAGGGUUGUAGUGAGCAGGUUAAUACUGAGCAUGAGGUAAGACAGAUUGAAGUUGCUUCCAGGCAACAUGAAUCACAGGAGAUACAGGUUGAAUGCAAUAAUUUGUUUGAAGCAACCGAACAAAACAAGAUGAUCAAAACUGUACUAACAAAAGGAGUUGCUGGUAUUGGAAAAUCCAUCUCUGUGCAAAAGUUUGUUCUGGAUUGGGCUGAAGGAAAAGAAAAUCAAGACAUCAGCUUCAUAUUUCCUCUUCCUUUCCGAGAGAUGAAUUUCAAGGAGAAAGAAAACUAG
Molecule: messenger RNA, 796 nt
Organism: Carassius auratus (goldfish)
Lineage: Eukaryota; Metazoa; Chordata; Actinopteri; Cypriniformes; Cyprinidae
Product: NACHT, LRR and PYD domains-containing protein 12-like
Exons: 4
Coding region: 68-796 (242 amino acids)
Cellular component (GO): cytoplasm
Source: RefSeq, a predicted model, not a curated record